Messenger RNA from Pseudo-nitzschia multistriata, 1555 nucleotides. The record is from the annotation of a GenBank genome assembly. Lineage: Eukaryota; Bacillariophyta; Bacillariophyceae; Bacillariales; Bacillariaceae.
CCAYACUGUAUGCAAAACAGAGAAAACAAGUGAAUCACAACGAGCUUCUCAUAAAAACCAAGUUCAUUCAUUCACACUGUUGCAAACUAUUUUGGUGAACAGAAUAGAGUAUGCCAGUAACACAAGAUAACUGCUCYACUAUUUCUCACAAUCACUUUUCAGCAACGAACAACAGUAUGUCGUUAUCCUCUCCUUUCUCUUUCUCGUUGCCAUCGCGUGGCAUGGAAAACAAGGCGACAGGUGCAAUCCACCUAAACAACGCGUCUGCGUUUCUGAUUGAAAAUGGUCRCUACGAUACAGCCAUUGCGUCUCUUCAACGCGCCCUUGAACUACUGGAAUUACACAUUAUGGAGGAAAACACCACGAGUACUAAUGAUCGCACUCCGAGRACCUACUGCAUGUGUAAUGAAUGUACUUUGGAAGGGUGCAUAAGGUACUCUGAACAACAGCACAAAAUCAACAGGUUUCGGUCGCAAUCARAUACUCGCAUCACAAAUGAUAUUGGGAACCACUGUUGCCACUCACAAGCAAGAACAGAAUCUAGCAACAAGAGAAGAAGAAUCACGUAUCAUCAAUGUGAGGGCGGAGAAACAAUCGAAAACGACGAGAGUGACUACAUCUACCAACGACCCAUUCUCAUUCCGAAUACGCAUGAGAUGGGGUCCACGCGCUUCUUCGUGAUUCUAUUUAAUAUCGCUCUUGCGCACCAUCUCAAGGUCUUGAGGAUUGCUUCCACCAAGAACAAAGGUGAAAUCGAACAGAGGGUUAUAGACACAGACAGUAAUGUCAGGGAAUCUAUCCGAAAAGCGCUUCUUAUCUAUGAGCUUAUGUUCGAAUAUUGGUCAAGGCUUGAAAGAGUCUCAAAAAGCACAGACGACGAAGAUGCGAAGCCAACAACAUCGAGUAACAGUUCCUUUCGAUUUGUCAUGAUCAUGUAUAAUAAUAUGAGUCAGAUGUAUCGAUUGGCGAACGACAGGGUACGGCAAACGCAAUGUCUGCAACAACUAUUGUCCAUUAUUAUGAUCUCCGUUGAAUCCAAGAAACGAAGUAGUGGUUUCGCAUCCUCGCGAGGAGCAACAGAAUCCACAGUUCACACCACCGGCAGYUCUGAUAGCAGUAAUAUAAAUGCUAACGGGGAGGACGAAUCUAAUGCUGCGUUCCGGGAGAGUCUUGACGGAUUCCUAAAAAAUACCGCAACACUCAUGAUGUCGCAAACGACAUGCGCCGAAGCUGCUUGAAACCCGAAUGAUACUUCUACCUUCCRAUACUAGUGGUAGAUUUUUUGUACUGUACAAGAAGCCAAGGCCUAUUUUACGAUUCUUGUYGAAGARACCGUGGUCAGUUAUCUGAGCAUUAUGAGAAAUAAGUAGAAAUGUGAAGCAUAUCGAUAUGAUUGCCGUAUAGCAGAUGAUAAAGUCGUGUUAACAAMCCUUUAGCCUCUUCUAUCAUACAUUCAAAUCACUGCAUUGAAUUAUGAAACUAUGUUAAGGUUGUUAACGAGUACCAGUACUGAUCAAAUUGUAAACCGAGUUUCUGAAGGAAACUCUCCAAGAGU